Messenger RNA from Prionailurus viverrinus (fishing cat), 1438 nucleotides. RefSeq names its product sorting nexin 3 (gene SNX3). The coding region runs from base 297 to 785 and encodes 162 amino acids. NCBI's taxonomy places the organism in Eukaryota, Metazoa, Chordata, Mammalia, Carnivora, Felidae. The record is from RefSeq and is a predicted model, not a curated record. Gene Ontology annotation, cellular component: early endosome membrane; retromer complex. The transcript has 4 exons. Gene Ontology annotation, biological process: late endosome to Golgi transport; endocytic recycling. Gene Ontology annotation, molecular function: phosphatidylinositol-3-phosphate binding.
CGCCGCUCCUCCGCCGUCUAGCCUGCAGUCCCCCUCCGCGGCCUCAGCUGGGCUUUCCGAGCCCAGGUCGCUGCGUCCCGGAGAGUCAGCUGUUUUUCCCCUGGGCAUAAGAGGCGGAAGCCGAAAGGACGCAGGGAGGGGCUUCGCGCGCUGGGUGAACGCCUGUCCUACGUGCUCGUUCGCUUCGCGACCGCUGUGCGCGAGCCCGGUGUCCCCGCGGCGGGCAGCAGCGGCGGCGCCGGUGGAACUCGGAGGGGGCGGAGGGAGUCCGCGGCGGCGGCGGCUGCAGCAGCGAAAUGGCGGAGACCGUGGCGGACACCCGGCGGCUGAUCACCAAGCCCCAGAACCUUAAUGAUGCCUACGGGCCGCCCAGCAACUUCCUCGAGAUCGAUGUGAGCAACCCGCAGACGGUGGGGGUCGGCCGGGGCCGUUUCACCACCUACGAAAUCAGGGUCAAGACAAAUCUGCCUAUUUUCAAGCUGAAGGAAUCUACUGUUAGAAGAAGAUACAGUGACUUUGAGUGGCUGCGAAGUGAAUUAGAAAGAGAGAGCAAGGUUGUAGUUCCCCCGCUCCCUGGAAAAGCAUUUUUGCGUCAGCUUCCUUUCAGAGGAGAUGAUGGAAUAUUUGAUGAUAAUUUUAUUGAAGAAAGGAAGCAAGGGCUGGAGCAGUUUAUAAACAAGGUCGCUGGUCAUCCUCUGGCACAGAAUGAACGUUGUCUUCACAUGUUUUUACAGGACGAAAUUAUAGAUAAAAGCUAUACUCCAUCUAAAAUAAGACAUGCCUGAAAUUUGGUGAGAAGGGGCAAAAAAAAAAAAAACAACCUCCUGUGACUAUUAAUGAUUCGUAUGCACCAGUGAAGAAGUUCUAUCUAACUUUUAGCAUGCUGCACAGAAACUGGUAUAACAUGCCUUCAGUAUACUAACAUUCAUAUGCUCAGUUUUGUUUUGUUUUGGCAGUUGACAAGAAGUUAAUUUGCUUUAGUGAAAAUCCCUUGUUCCAGCCUUUCUUGCUCUUCCUUGCUUUUUUAAUGUGGUACACGCUAUAACCCCACAAACCUGUUACUCCAGUAUGAUCUGCAGUGUCCUAACUAAAGUUACUGACUUGGUCUUAUCUGCACAGUUUUUGCGUCCUGUUUGCUUCUUGAAUCUGAUUAACUAGAAUAUUUCUCUUACCCCUUUUUAAUAUGUGAUGUCACUUGUCCUAAUUUAUGUGUAGAAGCACUACACCAUUGGUUUCCAGUCCCCUACGUGUGAGAUACACACUUGUGUGCAGAAAGUAUCUCCCUUCAGGCUUGUAAUACCCUUCACAUGGAAGAUCAAUGAGGGAAAUCUUUAUAUUCUGUAUAAAAACAAAAUCCAAUUUAUAUACUAAAAUCAUUUGUCUAAAAAUUUAAGUUGUUUUCAAAUAAAAAUAAAAAUGCAUUUCUGAUAUGCACUGA